AGAUCGGAGAACUGUAAACGUUUGCCUUUGGGGAAACGCAGUUAUUUUUAUUGUUCAGUAUAACGAAUUUGUGAUGCAAAAAGUGAGAAAAUAACAAUUAAAGUGCUGUUUGUGUGGUAUGUUGAAAAGUUGGAUAAGUAAAAAAAAUGUUUACUACAAAAUUAGAAGUGGACAAACACGUAGAAAAUAAUAUAAAGAAAAUCAACAACGAGCGAGAGCGAAAUCUAAGGGGUUAUGCCUUUGCAAAGUUGUACUAUAAAGUUGGUGAUUAUGAGAGUGCUCGUCGUUUUGUAUCUGCUUACUUGCAUGUAAAACCUUCUGCCGAAGCUUACAAUUUGUUAGGAAAAACUUUAGAAAAGCAGGAAAAAUAUGAUUCAGCACUUGAGGCUUAUCGCAGAAGCUUUGAAUUAGACUCCAAACAAAAUAAUCUUCUUAUUAAAAUUUGUGAAUUAUUGGCUCUGGAAAACACCAAUUUUGAUUUAACUGGAGCCCGUUACUACUGUGAAAAAGCCCAAAAAAUAGAUCCCAAAAACCCAGUAUUAUACAGUUUGAAAGAAAAAAUUAUUAAACUUGAAAGUGACAAUCCUAAUGAUAUUACUCAACUAUACCUUAACGAGUUGGAAAUGCAACCAAACAAUAUCAACAGCAGAAUCAAACUGUUACGUCAUCUUUUGGAAUAUGAUAAAAUUGAUGAGGCCUAUAAGCAUGUUUAUGAAUUAGAACAACAAAACCUUCCUGUUUUUGCAAACAGCCUUUCUUGGUAUGAAGUUUCCACUGAAGUUCUAUUAAGAUAUCAAAGUAAUAAUCUGGUGAAUAGUAAUUUAACAUGGGAAUUUUGGUUGCUUCUUCUAACCAUUUUGGAUAAAUUUUCUGCCCUAAGUUUAGAUGAAUAUUUUACAUCAACGAAGAGCAGUACAGAUUAUGUAACAUGUGUUUAUAAUUUUGACCAAACCCUAUUUCUUGCUGAAGAAAAACUUAUCAAGGAUUGUCCAGAAAGACCACUUAUUCAGGAGUUCAUUAACCAUUACAAAGGCCAAUUAGCUUUGUAUUUAACAACUUUGCUAUUCAAACAAGCUAAGAAAGAUCUAAUAAGUUAUAAAGAGGCAUCUCAAAUAACUUUACCUUUACUGUUUGUGGCUUUUCACACUGAACCUCCAGAUCUUGAAAGUAUCUGGCUGAGCCAUGCUGAUGAUAAAUACAAGCGCUUGAUGAAAAGAUGGCAUGUUGAGGCCUCUUACAGAUGCUCUCAAGCAGGUCAUAUCCUUACAUCUGCUGCUAAAAACAAGAAGCACUUGGUAAUUGAGAAAACACAGCAGUUAUGUUCUGGACUUUGGCGACCCCAAAUUUUCAAAAAAAUUUUUGUUACAAGAGACCAACAAGCAAAAAUCAAAAGUAGCUUUUUUGUAAACAGCUCUUCACUAACUGAUUUUCCAAUAACUCUUUCUAAUAAGAAUAAUAUUUUGAAAUUUGAUCAAGUAGGGCAACUGCUUUAUCCAAAUUCAUUGCACCAUCUUAUUUGGAUUGGACUAAAUACUAUACUACCAUCUUUUGAUUGUUCAGUUUUUGAUGGGUUGCCUUAUUCUGUUAAACACUUAGAAAAUUCAUCAGCAGAAUCUCUGAGCUUGUUGGAUAUUCAGGCAUUUUUUUAUUGUGCAGUUUUUUGUGCAGAAGCGCAAAUCGAAGAAUCCAAAAGAAAUAUCUUACUCCAUAAAGACAAACCAGAAGUUCUUCCUGCUUCUAUUACUAAUGCUUUGGGAACUGUUAAUCAACAUAAAUGGUUCACAAUUGCUUACCAGAUGUAUAAAAAGGAACUAUCUCAUAAUUUAGUAGAAAUAAGGACAACGUUAAUAAGAGGAUUAGAGGUGGUUCGUUGUAUUGGAAACCAUGGCCUCAGUGCCAAUUUGUUAAUAAAACUCGCCAGGGUGUUUGUCGAAAGAGCGAAGAAUUGCACUAAACAUUCCGAAAUAGAGGCUAAUAAUGCGCAUGCUGAGCUUUAUUGGAAAACGGCGAUAACUAUUUUAGAAAAGUUACGAAAUAAACGUGCCGUAACGUAUACAAAAGAUACGCUUUUUGAUUGUAAAUCGAGAGCCAUGACUUACGACGAAAUAGUUUCCACCAUAGAUGAGGGUAAACUGUUCUUAGCGACAAGACUGAUUAGUUUGAAAGAUUAUGAAAAAGCGCUAAAUAUUUUAGAAAAUAUUAAAGAUCCGUAUGCUAGUUUUUAUCAAGGCCAAAUAUACUUCAAAAUGGCAGAAGAACAGAUAGGCCAAAAUAGACAAAAUUUAACCUCUGAAAUGCGCAAUCAAUAUAUCAUACUUCUAACCCGAACCAGGGAUAGUUAUUAUUUAACUUUAGAUAGACUUAGAGAUCCAUCAGCAGAUCAUAAACAUCCAUUAAAUGCCCAGUUGGGAGACGAAAUAGAGAAGGUAGAAAAACUUAUAUCCAAAUUCGAUACCGACAUAAACGGUUUUAAAAAUGAUGGAGAAAGUUUACUCGAAGACAACUUUUCUUUCUUUGCUAGUACAGGGGAUAACCCUAAUAUCCACACGAUACAUACCUUACCAAAUUCCAGUUUCAAUGGUCACGUUACGCCUAAAAGGGAUAGCAGUCGCAGCGUAUAUCUGACUCCCAAAUUGGAGGGCUCAUUUCGCCACGAAGCUCGACCGAGUCCCGAACGUUUGGAUGCACAGUUGCGACAAUUGCAAACCGUACGCGAUAGUGCUUUUACGCAAAUUCUGGAACAGAAUCGAGUCAUGGUCGAGUCUUUGAAAGACGUAAUUAAAACUACUGUUGAGGAAUUAAAGUCUGUAAAGACUUCUGUAGAGGAACUUAAAGAUAUUAAAAAGUCCCUAAACGAGUUGAAAAAUUCUGUCGAUGAUCUUCAAAACUUUAGAGAUGUUACAGAUAUGGUACAAGAGAUGAAAAAGGAAAUUGCAGAAUUAAAGAGUGGUUCAAAUAAACCAAAACACAAUCAGUUAAACGAUGAAGACUUGUAUGUGCUGGACGAAGAGUUUGGCGGAGAUUAUAAUAUUAAUGCUAAUUUAGGAAAUUUGAAUCAAGGCCUUUACUCGAAUUACCAGAAUAGAGUUCAACCUGCCAAUGCUUUGCCGUAUGCUUUAUACGCUGGCAUGUACCCACCCUUGUAUCCAUUUCCGGGUCUUGGUUUACCUCAAGCAGGUGCACUACCGUUUGGUCAAGAUGCCCAGGUUCCCGAUUUUCGAGGAUUAACUCAAACUCUGGGUCAAACUUUAUACGGACAACAAUCCUUAGGUCAAACCAGUUUAAACCAAACUUUGCCUGGUCAACCCCUCAAUGCUCAAACAUUAACACAUCCAUUAUCUUCACAUACACUUGGUCAGUUGGGCCAGACACUCAAUGCCCAAACCAUAGGUCAGAUUGGACAAACUUUAAACACUCAUGGUACAAGCCAGUUGAGUCAAGCUCUCAGCUCUCAAACUUUAUCUCAACAGUCACCAUUCGCGCACUUGAACCUAGGGCAGCAAACUUUGGGUCAGUCCACUAAUUUAACUCAAUCAACUGGACUCGCUGGAGCUCCGUUACUACAAUCGAAUUUAUUUAAAGACAAGUUGGACACGGGUUUAGCUAUCACUUCAAUGCCUACCACAUCUCUGCAAUCUUCUUAUACUCCAUCUUCUGUGGCAUCAAGUAAAGCUCCACCGAUAAACGUUGUUAUUACCUCUUCAGAUCCGCUACCAAAAACUACUGCGCAAGCUCCUCAAAUAUUAUCUGUAACCAUUCCUCCGCAACACCUGAAGGGCAAUCUACCCCCCAAAUCGCAGCCACACGGUUAUCAAAUACCAGUUACUACUUCCGCUCUACAGACAAUGUUCAGUGCGCCCUCUGUGCUACAUUCAGUCAUUUCCAGCACAUCGUCUCAAUCGUUGUCUUCUGCGGCCAUUGCUUCCGAUAAAAUUACUACACAAACUUCGUCUAAUAAACAAGUUCUUGAGAAAAGCAACUUGAGUAAUGCCAGUGUCGGAUCUGCAGAAGAGCAUGAUCCAUGUCCCGAUUUUAAACCGAUCAUUGAUCUACCAGACGAAGUACCUUUAAAUACUGGAGAAGAAAAUGAAGAAGAACUCUUCUGUCACAGAGCUAAACUGUUUAGGUACGAUAAUAAAGAAUGGAAAGAAAGAGGUAUUGGUAAAUUGAAGAUUCUGAAGAAUAAAACUACUGGUAAAAUUAGAGUGUUGAUGAGACGUGAACAAGUCCUUAAAAUUUGUGCCAACCACUUUAUUACAAAAGACAUGAUACUUACACCAAUGCCUAAAAGCGAUCGUGCGUAUAUGUGGGUAGCAAACGAUUUUGCAGAUGAAAAAGUGGUGUUAGAAAAAUUGUGUGUACGAUUUAAAACAGCUGAAGAAGCAGAAAAAUUUGCUGAAACGUUCGAGAAAGCCAAGAAAGAUAUUAAUAAUGCUUUUGCAGAUAAAUUGGAGAUUACUAAUAAAAUAGAAACUACUACCAAAAGCAGUAUUUCCACUCCUCAACCUCAAUCAGCUGGUUUCGGAGGAUUUGUUUUUACAAGUACCCCUACUUUUAAACUUAAGGAAAAUGUCACUGUUACACCUAUACCUACUACUCAACAUGAAUCGCCCAAAACAAGUCCAUUUGCAUCUUUUUCAUUUACAAAACCUACCACCUCUGAAACUGUUGCAGUUCCUUUAAGUUUUGUUUCUUCACCCUUAACAGCAGCAACAGAAAACCCUCAGAAUAAAUCAGACAAAUCAGCUGUUGAUGAUUCUCAACCGGAUGACGACUUUAAGCCGACUGUCGAAUUUAAGCCAGUUGUUCCUUUGCCAGACCUUGUCGAAAUUAAAACUGGUGAAGAAGGUUCUGAAAUAUUAUUCCAAAGCAGAGCUAAAUUGCUUCGUUUUGAUCCUGAAACAAAAGAGUGGAAAGAGAGGGGAAUAGGAGAUAUAAAAAUACUCAAAGAUAAAACUAUACGACUAGUAAUGCGGCGAGAACAAGUGCAUAAAGUUUGCUGUAAUCAUCAAUUGUUUAAGACCACCGAUUUUACUAAGAUGGGUGCUAAAGCAUUUUCAUGGUGCGCUCAAGACUUUUCUGAGGGUGUUCUUAAACCUGAAAUGUUUGCCAUUAGGUUCAAGUCAGAAGAGCAAGCGGACAAUUUCUUCAAAGCUGUUCAAUCAGCUCAGCAAUUAUUAAAUAAUAAAAACGUUGUAGAGGAAAAUAAAGAAACGGAAAAUACAAGCACCUCAAGAGAUGACAAAAAAAUCAAAUCUACCCCUCCUGAACCUAGUCCUAAACCCUCCGAACCUGCCAAACAAGGAUGGGGUGAUAAAUUCAAACCUAAAAGCGGCAGUUGGGAAUGUAAAAAUUGUUACAUUAUAAAUGACAUUAAAGAUACUCAUUGUGUAGCUUGUGAAACUGCAAAGUCGGGGACAACUCCUAAAAAGAGCGAUUCUGGAGAAUCUGGUCCACAAUUUUCUUUUGGAUUGUCUUCAGCAAAUGGUGGAUUUUCAUUUGGCCAAAAGGCUCCUCCAGCUGCAGCAAUUUCUUCGCCUUCCCUUUUCGGCCCCCAAAUUACAUCAUCUCCUGCUACCUCUACCAGCACAACUGUACAGGCAACGUCUGGUUGGGGUGAUGCAUUCAAACCUAAAGAAGGUUCAUGGAACUGCACUGAUUGCUUAAUUAGAAACGACCCUGAUAAACUGUACUGUGUUGCAUGUGAAGCCCCAAAAGAUAAUUCUGUUCCCAGAAAAGAAGUUAGUAAAGGUGUUAAUUUAGACACACCAGGGGUGAAAUUUACUUUUGGUUGUUCCCCUUCAAUUGCCACUGUUACUUCUACCACAGCUUCUAAUAUAUUUUCGGCUGUUACAACCAGUACGCCCGGAAGUACGUUUACUUUUGGGGUUCCUUCCUCUACCUCAGUUACAAAUACAUUUGGAUUAAAUUCAUUUUCUUUUGGGAUAGCGAAUGAUCUUAAACCAGUCACGGAAACGAGCAUCUCCACUCCAAAUUCAACAUCCUUUAAUUUCACAUUAACCAAACCUGCCAAGGCUACUACUAAAGAACACGAAGAAAGUAAAGAAAACUUUGUCUUUGGUUCGCCACAAAAAUAUACUUUUGAGUUUACUCCAAGAUCGCCUCGUAGGCAAAGUUCUGGACCAGGAGAAGAAGAAUCUGAUGGUUAUGUAGAAGACGAGGGUGAUCAGAUCUACUUCAAACCAGUCAUACCAUUGCCUGAUAAAAUUGAAGUUAAAACGGGCGAAGAAGAAGAAGAUGUUUUGUAUUGUCAUCGUGCAAAACUUUUCAGAUUUGUUGACGGCGAGUGGAAAGAACGUGGUGUUGGUGAUUUGAAAAUCCUUUACCAGCAAAAAAAUGGAAAAUUAAGGGUACUAAUGAGAAGGGAUCAAGUGCUAAAGAUCUGCUUAAAUCACUGGUUAACACCCGCAGUUGAAUAUCUCCCAAAAGACGACAAAACCUGGCUAUUUUCAGCACCAGAUUUUUCUGAAGGGGAGAUAAACCAGUGGCAGUUUUGCUUAAGAUUUAAAAAUGCAGAGGUGGCUAAUGAAUUUAAGAAAGCUGUGGCAGAUGCUCUAGACAAAAUCAAGGGUGAUCCAAAAGCUAAAAGUGUGUCCGAUUUUAACGUGAAAGAAAAAGUGGUAGUUGAAGAACCGAAUUCCUCCUUAGUUUUAAGCAAAGAUUCGGAUGUGGAGUUUGUAUCAGAGACCAUUGUUACUCCAGAAGAAGAAAAAGAGGCGCUCCGUUUGGGUUUGCCUCCAAAAUUCAUGUCUUACAGACAGUUGCCGGAUUGUACUUGUGACAUAUGUAAAAGAGAAGACGAAUUACUAGGAUCACCUUUUCAAACCGACUUAGUUAAGUCAACAACUAGUGCAGCAGAAAUAAAAUCAAAGACUAAAGAAAUCCUAACGGCUCCCAAGUUCGUCUUUGGUACACCCACUGCUGCUACAACUACCGUUUCUACCACUUUUUCCUUCGGAGCAGCUAGUAAUACAACGAGCAAUCUAACAAAAUCGUCGGAGCCAUUAAAAACUAUUCUUUCAAAGCCAUCAGUAUUAGAAAAUGUAGCGAAUAAGAAAGAAGAGGCUUUAUUUGAAUUUUCAAGUGCAGCAAAGAAGGAAACGUCCCCUUUGAGUACGUUUACAUUUUCUUUGAAACCUUCGACGAAUUUUGGAUCUAAGCAAUCGGACCUUAAGACUGAGGAUGCCAAUGGUUCGUCAUUUUUUUUCGACACAACACCUACCAACAGUUUUAGUACCGGAAAUCUAUUUAGUUUACCAUCAACGACUGCCACUUCUACCAUUUUCGGAUCACCGAGUGCUCUUUUAGCAAAACCUAGCGAUUCAAACACUGUUUUUGGAGGAAGCAAAACCGAAAAACCGUUCGCAAAUGUAUUUGGUGGUGGAUCAAAUACAUCCAUUUUCACUACUGCAUCCUCCUUAAAUACUUCCCCAGAAGUUAGUAAUCAUAUUUUUGGUUCAGCAGCCGUUUCAAAGUCUCAAGAAAAAACGGAUUCGGUUACAAAUCUUCCAGAAUCGAAUAAGUUGUUGAAUACUUGUGGAUCUGAAAAAAGUGGUAGUGAACCUGAAUUUCUUAAAGUCGACCCUGGCCUAAGUUUUGCUAGUUUGGCUGCAUCUUCGCAAUCUACUGAACCAAAAUCGACUGAAAAGGAUAAAGAACAGCAACCUUUUACAUUCUUAGGCGCUGGAGCUCCUGUGUUUUCAUCGUUAUCAAAGAAAGAUCCUGAAAGAGCAGACCCAGAUAAAAACAAGACUGAUGAAGAAGCCGAAUCAGUUGGAACUGGAACUAAUGUCGAUGAAGAAUACGACCCACAUUAUGAACCCGUAGUUCCUUUACCAGACCAAAUAGUCGUUACUACAGGCGAAGAGGAAGAAACUGUAAAAUUUAGUGAAAGAGCAAAAUUAUAUCGGUUUGACGCCAACACAAAAGAAUGGAAAGAAAGAGGCGUAGGGAAUAUUAAAAUACUCUAUCAUCCAGAAAAAGGCACAUACCGUUUACUUUUACGUCGUGAGCAAGUACAUAAAGUCGUAUUAAAUAUGUUAAUUACACCAACGCUCGAUCUUCAACCAUUAAGUACGUCGGACAAAGCUUGGAUGUGGUUCGGUAUGAAUUACACUGAAGAUACCAAUCAGCUUGAAAAAUUGGCUGUCCGUUUCAAGUAUAUAGAACAGGCUGCACUGUUUAGCAACGCGAUUUCUGACGCAAUUGCCUCCAUUAAGGUCCAGCAACAGGUUAACAAUACUGUUCCAUCAUUCGUUCAAAAUUUCGGUCAAAGUUCAGCGCAAAAAUCAGUCGACGAUGAGGAAGAUGAAGAUGCUGAAGACGAAGACUGCGACGUAGAAGACGAAGAAGAAGAAGAUGAUGAUGAUGAUGACGAUGACGAUGACGACGAACGGUCAACGAUGUUCAAAAAGCGCUGCACUUUAAGUGAAGAAUUACAAUCAGGAGAGUGGAAGGACGCUGGUACGGGAGAGUUGGAAAUUUAUUACGACUCAGAAAUUUAUGGAGCUAGAAUAAAUAUGACUGAUGACUCUGGAGAGCUAAUUUGCAGUACAAUCAUUGCCCAAAACACACCAGUCGAGCAAGAAGGUAAAGAAUGCACCUGGAAGGCAGUAGAAUGGUCUACAGCAAUCCCUUAUCGGCGACAUUUGAAGGCAACAUUUAGUAAUGAAACAGCUGCUGAUGAAUUUCAUAUGACUUACUUGGAGGGGGUGCAAUAUGCACAUGCAACUGAUAUAUGUGACGAUGUUUAUUUAGAACAUUUAGAAAACAACGAGAACUAAAAGUAAGUAUUCUUUUUAUACCAAAAAAUUACUGAAGGUUGUAGCGAACGGUCAUUGUCUUUAGAGGUUUCAUAGUUUUUACUUUUGGAAGCAGUUUAUCUUCGGGGUAGCUAAUUUGGUUAAGAUUAAAGAAUCGUGGUUUUAUAAAUGAAUCAAAAAAUAAAGCA
Molecule: messenger RNA, 8971 nt
Organism: Agrilus planipennis (emerald ash borer)
Lineage: Eukaryota; Metazoa; Arthropoda; Insecta; Coleoptera; Buprestidae
Product: E3 SUMO-protein ligase RanBP2
Exons: 8
Coding region: 147-8804 (2885 amino acids)
Biological process (GO): intracellular transport
Cellular component (GO): nuclear pore; cytoplasm
Molecular function (GO): GTPase activator activity; protein binding
Source: RefSeq, a predicted model, not a curated record